AUGGGGGAUAGAAAACUUUCUUCGAAAAGGAUUAGUACUAAUAGUGUUCCUAAUCAGAAAUCAUCAGAGGGAAAGGUCGUGGAAGUGGUUCAUCGUCGAACCAUACAAUUUCAAGCUGUUGUUGAAGAUAGGUACAAGAUAUCAUCAUCAUCAUCAUCAUCAUCGUCUUCGUCCUCUUCAGCAUCAGGCUCAUCUAGUAUUAGUGGUACACAACAUCAUUAUCUUCAUCAACAACAACAACAACAGAUUGUGAAACAAAACGCUAUAGUAAGUUCACAAAAACACUCCUCUUCCAACACUACUAGUAGCAGUGGGACACAACAACAAAAACAGGUGAGUGGUUAUUCAAGCUCCAAACACCAUCAUCUUGAACACACAUCAUCAUCAAAGAAAGGAGCGACCACCUCAACUUCGGCACAUAAAAAACAAGUGUCGCAAUUGAAAAAGUAG
Humulus lupulus (European hop) is the source of this 450-nucleotide messenger RNA. RefSeq lists its product as uncharacterized. The record is from RefSeq and is a predicted model, not a curated record. NCBI's taxonomy places the organism in Eukaryota, Viridiplantae, Streptophyta, Magnoliopsida, Rosales, Cannabaceae. Bases 1 to 450 code for a protein of 149 amino acids. The transcript has a single exon.